Messenger RNA from Effrenium voratum, 765 nucleotides. The record is from the annotation of a GenBank genome assembly. NCBI's taxonomy places the organism in Eukaryota, Dinophyceae, Suessiales, Symbiodiniaceae.
AUGGAUCGAGGACGGCAACCACAGAAGCCGGUGCGGAUCCUGCAGAAGCCACCAGAGGAGAAGAAGGAGCAGGCGCCGGAGCCAAGCUCCCCGGAGCCCAGGGCGGAGGACGCCGGCAAGGGCAAGGCCAAGAGCAGGUCGAAGCGCGGCCGCAACCGCGGGGUGCGGGCCCACGACGAGGACUCCGACGCGGAGUGGUCUGAGGCCUCCGAGUCUGCAGAGGAGAAAGAGAAGGAGACUGGCUCCCAGGAGAAUGUCCUGGUCAUCUCCUCGGAGGAGGAGAAUUCCGACGUGGCUCCGACCAAGGGCAAGGGCAAAGGCAAGAACAAGGGCAAGGAGAAGGGUAAGGAGAAGGGCCAGGAGAAGGGCCAUGAGAAGGGCCAGGAAAAGGGCUUGGCAAAGGGCCAGGAGAAGGGACAAGAAAAGGGCAAGGAGAAGGGCCAGGCCAAGGGCAAGGAGAAGGGUAAGGACAAGGCCCAUGAGAAGUUGAAGGAGAAGGGCCAGGAGAAGGGACAGGAGAAGGGACACGAGAAGGGCGGCAAAGACAAGGGCAAGGGCAAGGGCAAAAAAGGCUGGGUGAAGGUCGAGCGCGAGCCAGCGGAGGAGGAGGAGCCGGAGGAAGAGGAGACCCAGGUGCGCGAGAAGGCGCGGAAGCUCAUGGAGUCCCGCGCGGCCGCCCGGGCAGAGGCGGAGAGGCAGCGCCAGCUGCUGCGGCAGAAGGCGGCGCGGGGCCUCGGUGCCUCGGUGCCACUCGGUGCCGUGUGA